Molecule: messenger RNA, 363 nt
Organism: Laccaria bicolor S238N-H82
Lineage: Eukaryota; Fungi; Basidiomycota; Agaricomycetes; Agaricales; Hydnangiaceae
Exons: 3
Coding region: 1-363 (120 amino acids)
Source: RefSeq, a predicted model, not a curated record
AUGAUAUUCCUCGGCGCAAAAUCACCGACCUCCCCCGCGGAGAAACUGAUGGAAAUCAUCGUGGCUUUGAAAUGGACCAGAUGUCUCGAGGCCAACCCGGCAGAUGUCCCGUAUAGGACCGCCUGUUACGGACAUCACUGUGCCGUCACUUGGAGGUUUCAAGGCGCGAAGUUGGCCGAGGUAGCCCUUGAGCUGUUCUACAACCCGGCGCUUUGUCUUAUCAGACAUAACAUGCCAAGCGCGGUGCAACUCUGUUCCACCAACAAUGUCCAUGGUAAUCCAAGGGACGAAGCGAAAAGAACGCGACCAAUAGCUACGCGCGUGUUGAAGAAUGGCGGUGGCGAAGUGGUUGCAAUCUCGUGA